AUGUGUCGGCUGCGAGCCCGCGCGGCCCCCUGCUGCCCGGCCCGGGGCUGCCGGGUGCAGGGCACUGGGCUACUGCUGCUCGCCUACCUGGCUUACCUGGUGCUGGGCACCGGCGUGUUCUGGGCGCUGGAGGGCCGCGCCGCCCAGGACUCCAGCCGCAGCUUCCAGCAGGACAAGUGGCGUCUCCUACAGAACUACACGUGUCUGGACGGCCCGGCGCUGGACCUGCUGAUCCGGGACAUCAUCCGCGCCUACAAAGCCGGGGCCCCCCUCCUGAGCAACACCACCAGCAUGGGGCGCUGGGAGUUCGUGGGCUCUUUCUUCUUCUCCGUGUCCACCAUCACCACCAUCGGCUACGGGAACCUGAGCCCCCAGACCAUGGCCGCCCGCCUCUUCUGCGUCUUCUUCGCGCUGGUGGGGAUCCCGCUCAACCUGGUGGUGCUGAACCGGCUGGGGCGCCUCAUGCAGCGGGGCGUGCACGGGUGCGCGCGCCGCCUGGGGGGCAGCCGGCAGGACCCGGCCCGGGCGCGGUGGCUGGCGGGCGCGGGCGCGCUGCUGGCCGGGCUGCUGCUCUUCCUGCUGCUGCCCCCGCUGCUCUUCUCGCGCGUGGAGGGCUGGAGCUACCUGGAGAGCUUCUACUUCGCCUUCGUCACCCUCAGCACCGUGGGCUUCGGCGACUACGUGAUCGGGAUGGACCCCUCCCGCCGGUACCCGCUGUGGUACAAGAACGUGGUGUCCCUGUGGAUUCUCUUCGGCAUGGCGUGGCUGGCCCUGAUCAUCAAGCUCAUCCUCUCCCUGCUGGAGACCCCCGGCGGCGCGUGCGCCUGCUUCCACCGCAGCCCCAAGGGGGCCCCCAGCGCCCCAAGCCGGAGGCAGGGCCCGGACGGGGAGCUGCCAGGCUGCUUCCCCCAGGGGCCUGGGGGAGUCACACAGCGUCUGGAACCGUCCACUCAGGUCCCCCUCAGUGGCAUGGACAGCUGA
Molecule: messenger RNA, 981 nt
Organism: Perognathus longimembris pacificus (Pacific pocket mouse)
Lineage: Eukaryota; Metazoa; Chordata; Mammalia; Rodentia; Heteromyidae
Gene: Kcnk17
Product: potassium two pore domain channel subfamily K member 17
Exons: 5
Coding region: 1-981 (326 amino acids)
Biological process (GO): potassium ion transmembrane transport; stabilization of membrane potential
Cellular component (GO): membrane
Molecular function (GO): potassium ion leak channel activity
Source: RefSeq, a predicted model, not a curated record